This is a messenger RNA of Mytilus trossulus (common blue mussel), 6213 nucleotides long. RefSeq names its product XK-related protein 6-like. The coding region runs from base 198 to 1649 and encodes 483 amino acids. NCBI's taxonomy places the organism in Eukaryota, Metazoa, Mollusca, Bivalvia, Mytilida, Mytilidae. The transcript has 4 exons. The record is from RefSeq and is a predicted model, not a curated record. Gene Ontology annotation, cellular component: membrane.
AAGUACCAGUAGACACUGAAAUAAAUUUUUGUGAUGACAGUGACUGUGAUGUCUAGCUAUUGUAAAAGCAGUCUCGUCUGGUAGAAUGUAAAACGAAUGCUAGUAAAAUGAAAAUAAUUUGACAAGUGUGACUUCAGUGGUAAAGACCAAAGUAUUGACUCUACCAAUUUGAAGUUAAUUUGGUUGUGGCUAGUACAAUGUCUCGUAACAGGAAGAUUCCGUAUACCAGACGAAUAGAGUAUGAGGAAGAAAAUCAGCAGGAUGAACUGGAUGCCAAUGAUAUAACUAUUUCGGUACCAGAUAGGGCAAAACCACCAUGCACAAAACCAAAUAGUUUUGAUCUCAUAAAAGAUGGAAAUGAUGAUGCAUCACUAUCAUUGACAAGUAAACUGUUGAAAUGUUGCUGUGGAGAUAGAUGCUGGAAAAAUACAGAAUCUUAUGACAAAUCUAAAUUUCCACAUCCUUUCAGAUCCUUUGAUCUUAUUGCCACAAUUGGUUCUAUUUUAUUUUUCUUCUACGAUGUUGUCACAGACGUUUUCUUAGCUCAUAAUUAUUACAGUUUGAAGAGAUGGACGGAAUUUGGAUUUACAACAGCAUUUAUUGUUUUCCCUAUGCUGGUUAUAAACCUGAAAAGUCUUAGAUGGUAUCACCUAGAUUAUAACAGAGAAAAAGGAAGGGGAUAUACUAGUUGUAUAGUAUGGUUCCUUAGAGCUAUUUUCACUUUUCCAUUAAUGAUUGGACCAGUUGUCAGACAUAUAGAGUACUUAUACCAUGGUUGUAAGAGUAGAUCUGCUUCCCUGUCAGAAGAAGAGAGGAAAAAUCAUUAUAAACAAAUGUUACAUGAGGAUACAGAUGCUGGAAUGAUGAGGAUGUUAGAGGCAUUCCUAGAAUCAGCGCCACAGUUAGUUCUACAGAUGUAUAUCAUACUUACAGAAACUCCAGAUGAUGGAUUACUUAUGAGUAUAAUUCGUCCUGUUUCUAUGGUUGGAUCUUGGAUUGGUGUCUCCUGGUCAUUGGUGUCAUACCACAAGGCCCUAAGGGCAUCACAUAAUGAAGAAGAAACGGGACUAUCACUAUUUGGAACAAUUUUCUACUAUAUAUGGAGAGCAUGUGAAGUAGGCCCUAGAGUUGUUGUUUUAGCUUUGUUUGCAUCACAAUUUCAGUACUACAUGUUAAUAGCAGUUGCUGUUCAUUGGGCAGCCAUGUCUAUAUGGGUAGCAUUACAAAAACCAGAAUUUUAUAGAAGGACUAUUGAUAAAAUUGUAUUUGACAUAGUUAUAGGAUACCUUCUUAUAUUCUGUUUUCAGAAUGUACAAAGUGGCCAUACACGUUACAGAGCUAUGUUGUAUUACUUUGUAAUAUAUGCUGAAAACUUAGCCAUGUUAGUAGCAUGGCAAUAUAUUACAACACAAAAAAGUGCCUGGUAUUAUUUUGCUGCGUUGGGAAUAAUACCAGGAGGUAUUGUCAUUCAUAUAGUUGUACAAUUGUUAUAUUAUAAAUGCUGCCACCCUAAAAGUAUGGACAUUGUAUGUUGUAUAAAUCCUAUACAGAAUUAUAACUGUUACCAAUCCGUUUGUCAUGAAAUACAGUCAAAUGAGGAGUCUAAAGCUGACACUGGUGUUAAAAAUGGACACACAUUUGAUGUUUGAUGAAGGCAGUAUACUGUAAAUUCAUAAAUAACUGCGAUGUUUUUAGUUUUUAUUAUUGCGAAAAAUUGCGGCAGGGUUAUAAUCGUAAUAGUAAUUUUGAAAUGAGUUAAACAGGACUUUUCUCAAUAUUGUAAAAAUUAAAAUCAUAUUUUAGUCGACAAACUUGCAAUAAAAAACAUUCCAAUAAUUUCUAAAUUAACAGUAUAUUAGAAAUCAUUAGUGUUUUUAAACAUGAUGUUCAUGCAGAGAUAUUAAAUAUGUAUGGUGAUAAUGGUAGCACUAGUAGAUAUUAGAUGAUAAUUAGAACAUUAUAAAACUACGUGGAAAUCUCAAUAGGUCAUAAAAGGGUAAUUUUUAUCCCCCUGCCCUUAACAGAGUGUUAUAGUUAUACAGUAUGUAUUUGUCAGUGCUAACAUUGUCUGGUUUAUAUUUUACUUGCACUUAAUGUCAUAUGAAAUGUGUUUAUCAUAAUUUCAAUGUUUAUGACGUUAUUGAACCAAUGCAUGUAUAUAUACUGCACUUAGUCUUGUAUGCAAAUUAAAGUAAUUGUUGAUAUUAAGCUAGUCAACUUAAUAAGAGUUUCGGAUCAUGUCAUUGAUAAACAGAGCAGGUGGAGUAUGUGACAAAUAAAUUAAUUUAAAGAGCCAUGAUGGUUUUCUUUUGAUAUAUUUUUCAUGUGUUACCACUUGUUAGUUAAACUUUUCCUUAAUAGUUGUUAAAUGGUUUUUUGUUUUAAAUUUGUUCUUAAGAAUCAAUUAUUACUAUUUACCUUCCAGUGCACGUUUGUUUAUUUCUUUCACCACUGUUUUUCUUUGCAUUUGUGCUGUUGUUUGGCAAAUAGUAAAACUUUGCCAUUCAGCAUGUUCAAGUAAUUAAAACAUAAUAUGUUUUUGGUUUAAAAUUUGUAGUUCUAUAUGAUUUUAAAAGUAAGAGCAGUUAUAUAACUGAUUAACGAGUUCUUGGACUAUCAAUGAUUAUCAUUCAAUAAUAAAAUGUGUAGUGUUGCAUGAAUGAUAAAAAGGGCAAUCUCCUGUGUCAUACUUGAAUCGGUGCUGGGUUAUGUUUCAGUUAAUCAUUCAAUCAUGGAAAUUUUACUAUGUUUUUGUUAAGAUAGGCUAAUAAAUUGGGUCCAACUUUCAAUAUUUUUUUGUUAUUUCAUCCUAUUCAUUUUAAAUCUAAUGUAUUUUACUUUCACCAAAUAGUUUUUGUUUGAGUUCAAUAUUUUAUAGUUAUCAUUUUAUUUAGGAUACGGGUAACCUUUUAAUAUGUUUUUGUUUUUAUGUUACAUUUGAUAAGAUUUUAUCUAUGUUUGAACAGGUAUUGUAGUUUAUGUCAAUAAGACAAUAAACGAAGGACCCAAAAUACAAUAGAAAUCUAGACCAAUGGAGUAUAUUUUGUUAUGGGUUUGUUGUUCAAAUGUUGAACACAAAACCCAUAUCUUUUUUAAGCUAAUGUGAACUGAUGAGAACAUGUUAACAGAAAUGUCAUAUAAUGGAAUCACUCUUGAAGAACAAGACUGAGAGAUUAAAAAAAAUUGAACAAAAUUCUUUUUGAUCGAGUUUAGCCAUUUCAAUUGAUAUUUUGUUUUUAUGUUGUAAUGUUAUACUACUGUUUCAGGUUAGAGUAAAGGUUGCAGCUGGUUAAAACGUAUAAACCAGCUGCAUUUGUUUGCACCUGUCGUAAGGUAGGAACUUGCUGUUCAGUGGUUGUCAUUUGUUGAUGUGGUUCAUAAGUGUUUUUCGUUUUUUUUUUGUUUUUUUUUUUUUUAUUAAUAUAUAAGACUGUUUGAAUUAUUUUACACUUGUUAUUUUGGAGCCCUUUAUAGCUUAUCUUUGAUGUGAGUCAAAGCUCCAUGUUGAAGGCCUUACUUUGACCUAAGAUGGUUUACUUUUUACAAACUGACUUGGAUGGAGAGUUGUCUCAUUGCAUUGGUACACAUACCACAUCUUCUUAUAUCUAUAGGUAGAAAUUAUUGUAUGCCAAAGAACUCUGGUUAAAUCUUUCCAUGUCUUUCACUUACAAUAAGAUAUGAGGUUUUCAUAUGAUUAUGAAAAUCUUCCAUGAGCUACAGCUGCCAGAAUUAUUAUAUAAUUACUGUAUAUUUUGCAUAUUAUCUUAUAAGACACUUACGUAUUCACUGUAGUCAAGGGAAAUUAUGUUAGAGUUGUAUCAAUAUCUGUAUUAUUAGUUGACAUAUUUUAUUACAUUUUAAAAACCGCAAUUGUUGGACAUCACUAAAGCACUGGGGUUUGUCAAGGUGCUAAGCUGUUAUUUUUGUAUGAUUAUGCCAGUCAUUUUACAUUGUAAAUAUAAUGUAUAUGUGUUGUGGAAAGCACACUAAUAUUUGAAAUGUUUUUGUUAUUGUUAUAUGAUAAUAAUUUUGAAUUGAAACUAUUGCUGUUAAUUCAUCUUUAGAAAUUAUGAUAUUAAUGGUGCCAAAAUUACUUUUAUUCUUUAUAUUGAUUUUGAUUUGCUAACAAUUAUUGUCAAUAAUCUCAGAGAGAUGUUGUCAUUUUUAGUUUAUAAAAAUAAUCAAAUAUACUAUUUUAAAAUGGAGUAUAUGAUUAUGCUUCAGGUCAUAAAACACCUGUACACAAUAAAUGUUAUUUUAGGGUGAGAAGUCUUGAUCAACAAGUUUGAAUAUACUGUUUAUUACACAUGCCUUGCAUUACAAUAUUGGAUGCAGGUGAAUAAAACAAUGUGUAAAUUAACUCAUUAUAGAUACCAGGAUAAAAUUUUGUAUUUUAGCCAGACACACAAUUGUCUACAAAAGACUCAGAUAAGAAAAAGUUCAAAGACCAAAUAAAGUAUGAAGAUGAGAAGCAUAGAGGACAAAAAAAAUCCUUAAAGUUUUGCCAAAUACACAUAAGGUAAUCUAUUCCUGAAGUAGAAAAGUAUAUAAGAAAUUCUAAGUUUUGUAAACAGUUUGUUUAUAUUUCAUAUAAUUAUGACCAUAUCCAUGAUAAUUCAUGUCAACACUUCUUCUAGCCUUUUGAUGAGCUCAGGGGAAUUUUAAAACCACCAGCAAUGGCAUCAACUCUAAAAUAUCUAUCAAAUACAAAUUUAAAAAGCUCCGAUGUAUCUUUUUUUAUUUCAAAAUAAUGUAAAGAUGUCAUUAUUGAGAAUUCUUACAAUAAAAAUCAUGAUUUUGAUUAAUGUUUGGAACAUUGCACACUUGCAUCAACCAUAAGUCAUAAUAUUUAGGACGUCUAUCUCAUUUAUCUUUUUAUAUCAAAUUUAUUUUGGUUAAAUGGUGUGAUUGACGUUUUUCAGUAGGAAAUAGACCUAUAAAUUACUGGAAAACCUUAAAACAGCUAAAAACUGGUGAUAUAUUAUAGUUCUUAUAGAAGUUGCCAAGAUUUUCAAAAAGACUAAAAAGUCUAUAUUUGAGUUCAUACAUAUUAGAUUUAGGUAGGCUAUUACAAAGUUAUCUAUUUUUGUCUUAAUUUCUGACCCUGUUGCCUCCUCUUAAAAUGAGAGCUUCUUCAUGUAAAAAGUGUUUUCUUUACAAUCUUCUAUCAUUGUUAAAAAUGCUAUCAUUUUUAGGGUUUUAUGUAAAUUUAUUUUUUUGUGAAGUUUUACUAGAUGAACAAAAGUGUGACUUCAUAAUAUUUAUUAGAAAAAUAAAAAAUGACAAUGGGGUGAUGAUAAUUUUCUUAAAGAUACUUAAUGUUAAUUAGGAAAAAAAUAACAAUUUGGUAUGUUAGAACUUUUUUUUUAUCAAUCAUGAAAAACAUUUUUCAAAGAGUAUAGUAUAUAGUUUUUAUAUUAAAGAAUGUUGCCUUUGGAACUGCUAUUUUAUUUUUAGUGUAGUCACUGUAGUCCCAUGUAAAAAUAUAUGGUUUGAGCUUUGAUGUCAGAAAAUGAACAUUGCUUGUACAUGUAUUAUAUUUUUUAUAAUUUUUACAAUUUAUUAAUUUUUUUAAGUCUUCAAUUAUCCUACUGAUAUUAUAUUGUUGUGCUCUUUGUAAAAAAAAAGUCAAAUACAAAGGAGAGAUCUUAAAGUUUUAAUGUUUAAACUGUAUGCAAAUUAAGUAACAGAUACAUUAUAUCUUGGGUUGGUAUGCUACUGAAAAAAUGGCACAAUUAUUUAAGCAAUUUACAUUGAAUCUUAGAACGAAUUAUUUUAUAACUUUCAUACCUUCAGUAAUAAAGUAUUCUAUUCAUUUAUUAAUAUUCUAUUAAAUGCAACAGGUCUUAAGACUAAAGCUAAUUUUUUGAGAAAAUUUUAUAUUGUUAUCUGAUAGACUGAUGUCUUGUAGACAUUAACCAAUAUCAUAAUACAUUUGAACUUAGAAUUCAAGAGACUAAAAUGUUGGAUCAGGUUAUUAGUUAAGCAUAUAAAAAAAAUAGCCAGAUUGGUUAUUAAAUUAGAAAAAGAAGCAAUGAAAACUGAAAAAGAGUAUAUAUUUUGUAUUAUACUAUUCUUGCAUAUUGUAGAAUUGUGUAUAGUCAUAUGAAGUGUGUUCUUUUAUGUUUUGAGUGAUACCAAAGCUCUUUAGAGCUUUUAUUAUUUGUUAAUAAAUAUCGAUGUCUACUUUAGAAUAAAGUUUGUAAAACUAGA